CUCAGGCACGUAUAGUCGCGCUAGGCUUGGAACCAAUGAGGGUGUGCACAGCUAUUAAGGAAGACACGUUUUAGCACCUCCUUCCACCCGCUCCAUUUCUCCGUUCUAAGUUCUGCACUUGCGAAAGGAAUGUAAUUUAUGCUGCAUUUCUGCCUUGAAACACUGUACAAGGUAUGUGGAUACAAUUUCUCACGAUUAUACGUCCUAAAAUCUGUUUCGAGAUCACCUGUAAGCGUUAGCCGUCAGAUUUUGAAUCGAAUGAACUGACGGGAAGUUGAAGGACCAUUGCCAGAGAAGGCAUCGGUACCGGAUUACUUGUGGGACUGACAUCUGCCGCAGGGCAAGUAGAUGCUACCUGGCACAUCGAGAAGAGCUUCCCAAGUCUAAGGACCUGCUGGGUGCCCAAGUUCAUCGAAGAGAGCCACUUUCCAGAGACUGACAAUGUCUUCCAUAGAUCCCUAUCAAUAUAUCAUAGUGGAGCAUCAGUACUCACACAGAUUCAAAGUGACCGUAGUACGAGCAGAGAAUGUCACUAAAGGAGCUCUCGGUGACCUGUUGGAUACUCCAGACCCAUAUGUGGAACUAUUCAUUCCAACCGCCCCUGAGACCAGAAAACGGACACACCACAUAGACAACAACGUGAACCCACAGUGGAAUGAAACAUUCGAGUUCAUACUGGAUCCCAAUCAGGAGAACAUUCUUGAGGUAACAUUAAUGGAUGCAAACUAUGUCAUGGACGAGACUCUCGGGUCCGCGACAUAUCCCAUCUCAAAGAUCAAAGUGGGCCAACCUGAGCUUGUCCCGUUCCGCAUCGGCAAAGUGACUAAGGUGUAUCUAGAGAUGUCCUUGGAGGUUUGCUCCUCCACAGACCUGCGCUUUAGCAUGGCUCUGUGUGAUAAGGAGAAGCUGUUCCGGCAGAAGCGGCGUGACAGGGUGAUGCUCGGGAUCAAGAAGCUCCUGCACAUGGAGAAGGGCCACUUCCUGCCCAGUUCGCUCCGAGAGGUGCCAGUGAUUGCCAUCGUGGGGUCGGGUGGGGGGUUCAGGGCCAUGGUGGGCUUCUCCGGGGUGAUGAAGGCCCUGUACGAGUCUGGGGUGCUCGACUGCGCCACCUAUGUCGCAGGACUCUCUGGGUCUACAUGGUACAUGUCAACGCUGUUCUCGCACCCGGACUUCCCUGCGAAGGGUCCACGAGAGAUCAACCAGGAGCUGAUGAAGAGCGUGAGCAGCAACCCGCUGCGGCUGCUCCUGCCGCAGCACAUUAAGCAGUACAUCAAGUCCCUGUGGAGCAAGAAGGCGGGCGGCCAGCCCGUCACCUUCACCGACAUCUUUGGCAUGCUCAUCGGGGAGACGCUGAUCCCCGGGCGCAUGGACUCCAAGCUGAGUGACAUGCAGGAGAGGGUGAAUGAAGGCCAGAGCCCCAUGCCACUGUUCACCUGUCUCCACGUCAAGCCAGACGUCUCAGAGCUGAUGUUCGCAGACUGGGUGGAGUUCAGCCCAUACGAGAUUGGGAUGGCAAAGUAUGGUACCUUCAUGCCACCUGACCUCUUCGGCAGCAAGUUCUUCAUGGGCAGUGUGGUGAAGAAGUACGAGGAGAACCCCCUGCACUUCCUCAUGGGGGUGUGGGGCAGUGCCUUUUCUAUCCUUUUCAACCGAGUCCUGGGGGUCAAAGAGACCGCGGCCGGAGGGACCAUGGAGGAGGAGCUGGAGCAGAUAAAGCCGGAGCACAUCGUCGGGGAAGACAACCAGGACAACGACGAGGAGCCACGAAAAGCUGGCACAGAGAAUGCGGAGGGGGAGGAGGAGUAUCAGCGCCACGCCCAGGCCAGCUGGGUGCAGCGCACCUUCACCUCCCUGAUCGGGGACUCCACCCUCUUCAACACCCGUGAGGGGCGCGCUGGCAAGGUGCACAACUUCAUGCUGGGCCUCAACCUCAACACCUCCUUGCCCUUCUCGCCAUUUGGGGGCCUCAUGCACCAGACCUCCAUCGAAGAGGAGGUGGAUGCCGUCACAGACCCAGAUGAGUUUGACCGCAUCUAUGAACCCCUGGAUGUGAAAAGCAAAAAGAUCCACGUGGUGGACAGUGGCCUUACCUUUAAUCUUCCCUACCCCCUGAUCCUUCGGCCCCAGAGGGGAGUGGACCUCAUUAUCUCCUUUGACUUUUCCGCCCGGCCCAGUGACUCCAGCCCCCCUUUCAAGGAGCUGCUGCUGGCUGAGAAAUGGGCACGGAUGAAUAAGCUGUCCUUCCCCAAAAUCGACCCCAAAGUGUUCGACCGGGAAGGCCUGAAGGAGUGCUAUGUCUUCAAACCCAAGAGAGGAGACAAGAGCUGCCCUACCGUCAUCCACUUUGUGCUGGCCAACAUCAACUUCAGGAACUUCAAAGCGCCCGGAGUGCCGCGGGACACUGAAAAGGAGCGUGAGUUUGCCGACUUCGACAUAUUCGACGACCCAGAGACGCCCUACUCCACAUUCAACUUCCAGUACUCCAACCAAGCCUUCACCCAGCUGCACGAUCUGAUGGAGUUCAACACUCUCAACAACAUAGAGGUGAUCAAGGAUGCCAUAAAGGACAGCAUCCUGCACAGGCGUGAGAACCCCUCUCGCUGCUCCGUCUCGCUCUCGCUCAGCGAAAUUGAGAACAAGAAGUUCCUGAAGAGGGACACGGGUGUGAAGCUGGAGCUCCCAAAGAAGCAAUGACGGGGGCAGGGCUGGGACGGGCCACCCCGUCGCCAGAGAGCCGCCCUCUCAACACCGAUGCUGCUGGUCUGGCACUGCACGUAGCAUGGCGCAGUGUUUGGAUUUUAGAAAAAAAAUGUCACCUACCUGUAACGUCUUUCAUGCGCAUCUUUGUUGUAAGAGCAAGGGGUUAAGCUUAAUGCCAGUAAGUCUAUGGGCGGCAUUCCUGCAACACCACAGAGGUGGCCGUGGUGUUUUCAUGGCUGAGUUCAAAAGCAAGGGUUGUCUUGAAGGGAGGGAUUUGGCUCUGCCUUAAGUCUGAAACAGGCCUAUGGUUUUAUGUUGUUGAUGCUGAGCCACACUACAAGGCCUACUAUUAACUUCACAGAUCUGAAAAACUUAACUUAAUCGUAACUUUCAUUUACUUUAUUUUGUCAAUGUCACAGAUAAUGUCUCCUAGACGGUUAAUUUCAGACACUGGGCUGAGUUAAUUUUUCCAAUGCGCUCACCAAAUGCUUUUGGGACCACAGUACAUAUGGCAAUGGUCAGUGUCUAUAACAGACCUAUUUAAUAUCCUAGUCCUUCCUCGAAAAUGCAGAAUCAAAUCCAGGAUUGAACUUCCAAGUUAUAACUGCCAAGUUAUACACCAGCUCUGGAUAACCAGUUCUAAUUGCCUUGGAAAUAGUUUUUGUGGGUUUUUUGUUAUUUGUUUUUUUUUCCUGAAUGUGUUGUUUCAGGUUUCCUGCACAUUAAGGUGGACUCAUUUCCUCCUCUAAUAUCCAAACGGUGCUUGUCUCUGUAAAAGCACAGACAAAAGUCAGGAUGUAACUUCAGCCCUGCCGUUUCCCCUGGGGGGGGGGGGGGGGGGGGGGGGGGGGGGGGGGCAUAUGGCGAUGGGCUGACGUGAGCGUUUCGCAAACCUGCGAAACCAGCGGCCAGACUGGGAAUAUUGAUUUACAGCGCGCAGUGGAAUUUUACGCAGAUCGCCCGCACCUGGAGUUCUCUUUAAGAGAGCUGCGCCGUUAACGCCCUGCUUUCUCUGACAGUGCGAUGACACGGUAGAGUCAUCUCGUAAGCGCGCUGCCUUUACUUUCUCGCUUAUAAUGUACGGCAGUUUCAUUUUUAGAGCAUUCCAUGUUUACCUGAGAGAGCCACACGUCCUCCCAGAUCAUUGCUAGGGAUCAUAUUUAGAUUCUUUCCGAUGUAACCGCUAGAUCUACAACGCCGUUCAUUCAGAAAGCACACUCUUCAGUUUAAGAGAGGUAACUGAGCGAAACAGGCUCAUAUCUGAUCUCUGCUCCCUUUAGAAAAAAAAAAGAUUUUCAGAAGUAUGUUGAUAUGUAGGUUCAAAAUACAUAAACAGUAGAAAAUAUUUUUCAUGUUACAGUAAUUCUUUUAAUUGUACUAUAUUAAGUAA
Megalops cyprinoides (Indo-Pacific tarpon) is the source of this 4090-nucleotide messenger RNA. RefSeq names its product phospholipase A2, group IVAa (cytosolic, calcium-dependent) (gene pla2g4aa). The record is from RefSeq and is a predicted model, not a curated record. Gene Ontology annotation, cellular component: nucleus; Golgi apparatus; endoplasmic reticulum. Gene Ontology annotation, molecular function: calcium-dependent phospholipid binding; calcium ion binding. Lineage: Eukaryota; Metazoa; Chordata; Actinopteri; Elopiformes; Megalopidae. Gene Ontology annotation, biological process: glycerophospholipid catabolic process. The transcript has 18 exons. Bases 442 to 2694 code for a protein of 750 amino acids.